Gigantopelta aegis is the source of this 784-nucleotide messenger RNA. RefSeq lists its product as uncharacterized. NCBI's taxonomy places the organism in Eukaryota, Metazoa, Mollusca, Gastropoda, Neomphalida, Peltospiridae. Bases 50 to 505 code for a protein of 151 amino acids. The record is from RefSeq and is a predicted model, not a curated record. The transcript is spliced from 6 exons.
UCCUGCAAUAGAUGUGGUCAUUGUAUUGAUUCUUCCUGUAACAGAGAUAAUGGCAGUUGUACAUGUCAUGAUGGGUGGGAUCCACCAACAUGUACCUCCUGUGUCAGUGGACGAUGGGGUCCGUCUUGUCGUUACAGAUGUGGUCAUUGUAGAGAAUCUCCCUGUGACAAACAGACUGGAGUUUGCCAAUGUAAAGCUGGUUGGGCCGAACCGAGAUGUACACAUUGUAAUAAGGGUGUCUGGGGUCCGUCUUGUAAUAACAGCUGUCGUCAUUGUCGACGCGGAGGGCGCUGCAACAGGACGACUGGUUAUUGUCAGAACUGUGUUUGUGGAUACUGGAGUCAGUUCUGCAAUAUCAGCUGUGGCCAUUGUACACACAAUUACUGUGACAGACAGACUGGGAAGUGUCAUCGGUGUGAGACUGGAUGGGCUCUACCGAAAUGUACAGACUGCCGUGAUGGAUUAUGGGGCAAGUCAUGUAAAAGAAGAUGUGGUCAUUGUGUAGGAUCUACGUGUGACAGACACACCGGAACCUGUCCGUGUCAGAGUGGAUGGGCUUCUUCCAGAUGUUAAUAACCUCGAUGGUCCCCGAAUAUUACGGGGCGUCAUAGCAUUAUUUCUGCAAACGUGGCGGGUCGUAGCCCAUUGAAUGCAGCACAGGAAAAUUCGGUGACGAGUGCAAGCAAACAUGUGCGAACUGCAAAGGUUCGAACUGCCAUCAUGUGAAUGGGACAUGCGUUGAUGGGUGCAUUGCUGGGUAUACCAAACCCGAUAUUGGAUGUGU